AUGGAUCUGGGAUCGGGAAAGCCCAAGCUGCCGGCUCUGCUGACGGAGCACGUCAACCUGGCCUUUCUCAACCGCCUGCCCGCCCGCUACCAGCGCCGACGCCCCCGGGCAAAGUCCAACACGACGCAUCGCGGCGAAGACAUCACGAGCCUGCAGACCUCCUUCAACUUCUGGGACGGCCUGCGCGACUUGCAGAAGCACCAAUGGCGUCUGUCCGACCUGCAAUACCUCGUCCUGGCCGCGGUGACGCUCUUCUCGCUUUACAUCGCUCCUCCGGCGCCCGCCCUGAAGCUGUUUGGCCUCAUUGGUGCCACAUGGAUUCUUUGCAUGCCUGCCACCCGCCAAUUCUUCCUUCCGUCGCUGCCCAUCUGGGUCUGGCUGCUCUACUUUUUCACUAGUCGAUUUAUCCCUACCGAGUAUCGUCCUCACAUCUGGGUUCGAAUCCUGCCCGCCCUGGAAAACGUUCUCUACGGCGCCAACCUUUCCAACAUCCUCUCGGCCCACAAGCACCCUAUUCUGGAUAUUCUGGCUUGGCUUCCCUACGGCAUCAUUCACUUUGGAGCUCCCGCAGUGUGCUCGCUCAUCAUCUUCAUCUUCUCUGCACCCGGAACCACGCCAGUCUUUGCGCGUGCCUUUGGCUGGAUGAGCAUCCUCGGCGUCACGAUUCAGCUCAUCUUCCCCUGCACGCCGCCAUGGUAUGAGAACGAACAUGGACUUGUCCCCGCCGCGUACGGCAUGCCCGGAUCGCCCGCUGGAUUGGCUCGCGUCGACGCAAUUUUCGGCAUUGAUCUGUACACCACCAACUUCACCAAUGCUCCGCUUCCCUUUGGUGCUUUCCCUUCUCUCCAUGCCGCCAACGCCGUUCUCGAAGCCCUCUUCAUGAGCCACUGCUUCCCCCAGUUCAAGUUCUUCUUUGCGGCAUACGCUGGCUGGGUCUGGUGGGCUACCAUGUACCUGAGCCACCACUACGCUAUCGAUCUGGUCACCGGUGGUCUCAUUGCGGCCGCCUUCUACUACUCCUCUCGCGCUAGGUGGUUGCCCCAGCGCCAGGCCGACAAGCUGACCCGAUGGGAGUACGAGUACGUUGAGACUGGUGAACACUACAAGGUGGCGGACGAAGAGUCGGGCCAGUACUUUAGCCUCGGUUUCAUCGACCAUCGCCGAGCCAACUCCAGUGACGGAUGGACUGUCGCCAGCAGCUCCAGCUGCAGCUCCAGCAGUGGCACUCUCAGCCCCACUGCCUCAGAAGCCUCGGUUCCAGGAAUGUUCGUCAUGGACCUGACCAGCGAUGGCCAAGCCUGGGAUGGGCAGGUUCCUCCUAGGGACGUUGACCUGAGCGAAGUCGUCGUAUCACGAUAA
Messenger RNA from Trichoderma reesei QM6a, 1359 nucleotides. RefSeq lists its product as uncharacterized. NCBI's taxonomy places the organism in Eukaryota, Fungi, Ascomycota, Sordariomycetes, Hypocreales, Hypocreaceae. Gene Ontology annotation, cellular component: inositol phosphoceramide synthase complex. Gene Ontology annotation, molecular function: inositol phosphoceramide synthase activity. The transcript is spliced from 2 exons. The record is from RefSeq and is a predicted model, not a curated record. Bases 1 to 1359 code for a protein of 452 amino acids. Gene Ontology annotation, biological process: inositol phosphoceramide metabolic process; sphingolipid biosynthetic process.